Molecule: messenger RNA, 1532 nt
Organism: Somion occarium
Lineage: Eukaryota; Fungi; Basidiomycota; Agaricomycetes; Polyporales; Cerrenaceae
Source: the annotation of a GenBank genome assembly
AACGGACGAAGACAUGGCUACAGGGACAGCCAAAUCCGGAAGACUCACUAAAUGUCGCAGGGGCAAACAGGAGUAAACAAAACGUAUCGCUGCGGCUGGGCGGUUAGUGCGUUCACUCAACGUUCACUCAACGUUCACUUGACAAGAGUUCACUGUUGUCGCCGGCGACACGCAGCUAUUAUGGAUACCUCUCCAACCUCCCUAUUUGACUCUUAUGAGCAGGACUUUCAACAAAUCGUUUCCAGUAUAAGGGACAAGUUGGAGGGUGAUGCGAAGGGUGAUGUGGCUGAGCAGCGAAAGGCAGCGUUGAGGAGGGUGGAAAUGGAACUAGACGAGGCAGACGAGAUGGUCUCGCAAAUGGAGAUUGAGAUUCAGGGUAUCCCUCAGUCGUUGAGACCCUCUUACCAAUCUCGCAUCAGGUCUGCCAAGGCCGACCUACAGCGGUACAAGAAACAAUCGAAAGACUUGCAUGCUCAGGCUGCCCGCUCCGACUUGCUCUCGCGUCCAGGAAUGGGUGGCUUGCCCUCUUCAGACGACCCUUAUGGUCCCUCAAGUGAUCGGACAAGACUUCUCGCCGGUACCGCUUUGCUUGAAGAUGGCUCCAGGAGGUUGAUGGACAGCCAGAGGGUUGCACUAGAGACGGAGGAACAAGGUGCGGAUAUCCUUCGAAGUCUUCGGGGCCAGCGGGAACAGAUUCAGAACGCCAGAGACACGCUCUCUCGAGCGGAUACGUCCAUCGGCCGUGCCUCAGGCACGCUCAAGAGGAUGAUUCGCAGGUGGAUAUGAUACAUCGCAGAAUGUACCAACAGCGCGUCGUCACAGCUGCCAUCGUCGUCGUUCUCGUUCUUCUGAUAGGCAUUAUCCUCUGGGCCAAGCUUCGUUGAUGAUGACCCGCUCUUCCUCCCACUUACCAGAUACCGCUAUUAUGUCUUCUCGAGACUCUCACCGCACUCGGCCCGAGUGUGCUUUAAUUGGACUAUCACUGUUUUCACAUACCUGUACUGGAACACUGUUGUAUUUAUGGAUAUCACCGGUACUUGCUCCUAUUCAACUGCAGGCUCAUCUGAAUCUUGGUCCAAAACAGUGGCUGACCUCUUGCUGAAUGUAGAUUCAAGUGCAAAUGACCUUGGCUUUACAGUUUCAUCUACUCCGUGAAUGAUUUAUACAGAAAAAUGUAUUAGAAUCAGGGUUAGGAAGCCGUCAGGGAUUAGGGCGAAGUGGACGAGCGUCUGUGGAGGGAAAGCCUAACCUGGUUGAUAUAGAGGAUAAAGGAGUUGAGUAGUUACGAAGUACGCAUGCAGAUUUUGUUGAAGUGGGGAGAUGAUGAUGAGAUAUAUGGUAAGAUGAAGCAGAGAUACAAAAUUGGACAAGUAUGCAGGAUGGGAGAAGAGGUUGAUGUGAAGUACGCAUGCAGAUUUUGUUGAGUGUAUGGGUCAAAGUACAGAUAAGAUAUGAGUAUGGACUCUGGUAAGAGCAAUGUCGAUGGAGUGAUUGAAUUGAUGGAAGCCAUGCAUUAAAUUGAGAAUGUCAAU